Molecule: messenger RNA, 2528 nt
Organism: Linum trigynum
Lineage: Eukaryota; Viridiplantae; Streptophyta; Magnoliopsida; Malpighiales; Linaceae
Source: the annotation of a GenBank genome assembly
CUAGAUUGAGAAACAUGGCCUAACCUAUAAUGCCAUAGAUUGUACGUUUGCGUUGUGCUUGAGGCAACAACACCUGAAGGACUACUAACAUAACUUCUAUUCAGUUUGUAGAGACCAUGAUGGAGCUCAGCAGAAUCGAUCCUUUGCAUCCUCGAUAUGUCCUGUAAUAAAAAAGGAAUAAGAAAACAUCAAGCUCAGUUGAUUUCUCUGAGUAAGGUGACCUCUUGGGAAGUCCUCGUGUUGCACCCCUAAAAGAAAGGAACAUAAUUAAAGUGUGAUUGAGUAAAUGAAACAAAAAAAAAAAAAAACGCGAGAGAGUUCCUCUCGCCUUCUCCAGGGAUUCUGAACGGCCGCCCACCGCUCGCCUUCCUUCGUCAUUUCUAGGGCUUCUUCUUGCUUUUAGCUUCAUCUCGAUUGUUGAUCUUGCACCCGGAUUUGGGUUAACUGUGUCAAUAUUCUGGCGAUCUUGUGCGAUCUGCUUUCAGAUCGGAUUUCUGUUGGUGGGGAUCUAUUGGUCCUUAUCCUUCUCUAUUUCGUUUCUGCGAACAAGAGUGGCAUGGAUUCACCGUUGGAUUGUACGGAGGAGGGUUUUCACCCUGCUUUUGUUUAGUGCCGUGUGGUUUCAUUCGAUCCCCGUAUCUUGUUGGGAUUUGAAUCGGUGGAUUUGGGAAGGAUCCGAACGGAAACGAGUGAGUCGGCAGCCUUAUCCCCCCUGUGGCAAUUGGGAUUUCAGAUGUUUGUUAUAAAUCACCGAGAGCUGGGCUGGAAUGGCUUCUCCUCUUACUCGUUUGCUCGGAUUCAUCUACUGCAUCUUCUUUUGGGUGCGUUUGUUGCUCUCUGUUCUACUCUUUUGUGUGCAUGUGACUGGGCCAUGUUGAGACCCUAUUUUGUAACCCUUAAUUUGAGCCUGAUCUGGGUUUUGGCUCUGUGUUUGCUUGUUAUCACUAUGUUUCAGAUUCUUCAGUUUGUCAAGAGCUCCCUUGCUAUCAUGGAUCCCAUGGAUGUGGACCAGGUGGUGAUAUUUGACGAUGAUGAUGUUGAAGAGAGCCUGGAACGGGUGCGUCUUAGCCUGCUGGGUCGAUUCUUCAGUGAAGCUACCCCGAAUCGUGUGGUGUUCCAACGAAUCAUCAAUGGCCUUUGGCGGUGCCAAGCCCCAGUGACAGUGCUGGAAGCUGAUCGUGGUCUCCUUCAAUUCCUCUUUUCGGAUGCUGGUGACAAAGAGAGGAUUCUGCUACGAUCCCCCUGGAUAAUCAAGGAUCAUGUUCUUCACUUGGCUGAAUGGCGUCCGGUUACUCCUGAGGUGGUUCGUUCUUUGACGUUUGUCCCGUUCUGGAUCCAAAUGCGGGACAUUCCAUCCCACUGCAGGACAAUGCACUUUGGAAGAAGGAUGGCAGGGCGCGUUGGUGAGGUGUUGGAGGCUGGACUGUUUGGAGUUCGUGGAGACCCUGGUUUCUUCUUCAAAGCAAAGGUCCUUGUUGACCUGGAGGCUCCUUUGCGAACCAGGUUAUAUGCUAGCAAUCAAAUUCAUGGAGGCUUUUGGAUCAAUCUUAAUUAUGAACGUCUCCCACUCUUUUGCUAUAAUUGUGGAAGGGUUGGUCAUGCUGAACGUCAAUGUGAGGCUGCUCGAUUCCAGGGUAAUGAGUCUUAUGGGGCCUCUCUGUUGGUGGAGCCUGCUAGUCAUCGCCUUGAUGAGCAGACAUUGCUACCGGUGCGGGCUGUUUGGGUGAACCCCAAUGCUGGAGGAGCAGGAUCGAGCUCGGGUGGAGCUAGGCUCACAGCUGCUGGUGAUGUGCAGAUGGUGGAUCAGCCAAGGGUGCCUCCCCCUAGACCACCAGCGUCUGGCAUUCCUAGGCCUGGUCCUCAACCUUCUCAGGAGCAACGGAGGCCUAACUUACCAGCUGCUGGGAGUACUAAUGAAAAUCAUGCUGUUGAUUCUGAUUUUGUAGGUGUGGAGACUUUCCUCCAAGGCCGGUCCUCGCCUCGUUUACGCUUGGAGGACUACCUAGAGACGGGGAUCCCCCCGCGACAAGCUGCUAUCUCAGUUGAGGUGGCUGGUAAUGUGUCUUCCUAUCGGCCAAGUGCACCGGUGGAGAAAGCGCCUGACCUGCCAGGGAGGUUGACAGCUGCUGAGAAAGGGAAAGGUGUGCUGGCGGAGGGGUCUUCUCCGAAGCAGCCUCGUCGUCGUUCGCGGGCAGCGGGUAUUGUGAUCAAUGAAGCUGGCGGGAGUCCUCGUGUCACUCCCCCUCGGCCCAAGCCGGGGUUUCAGAGGGCACUGGGUGAGUUGGAAGAAAUGCUGUUCGAGAGGAAACGGCCUGUGGAUGAGGUUAUGGAAGAUGGGGAGGAUCCUUCUGGUCCUCCCAAGCGCUUGUGUGUGUCUGACGAGGAAACGGAUCCAAAGUCGGUGGAGGAAGCCAGCCGGGAGUGGCUCCACCCCGAUAAAUGAAGAUAUUGUCGUGGAAUUGUCGCGGGUUGGGACCGCCCGAGACAAUUCAGAGUCUAGUAGGUUUGAAUAAUCGUUUUGUUCCAGA